Colletotrichum aenigma is the source of this 633-nucleotide messenger RNA. It is a transcript of the gene POGK, whose product is annotated as Pogo transposable element with KRAB domain. Bases 1 to 633 code for a protein of 210 amino acids. NCBI's taxonomy places the organism in Eukaryota, Fungi, Ascomycota, Sordariomycetes, Glomerellales, Glomerellaceae. Gene Ontology annotation, cellular component: nucleus. The record is from RefSeq and is a predicted model, not a curated record. Gene Ontology annotation, molecular function: DNA binding. The transcript has a single exon.
AUGGAUGAGACUGGUAUCCUUGAGGGUAAAGGGGAUAAUAGGCUAGUGCUAGGCAGUGCUGCGACUAAGUCAGUAAGGAAGAAGCAGCCUGGUUCGCAAGCCUGGGUAUCUAUUAUUGAGUGUAUAUCAGCUGGGGGCGCUGCUAUCCAUCCCUUGGUUAUAUAUAAGGGCAAGACAGUUCAACAGCAGUGGUUUCCUCUAGAACUUGGCCUAUAUGAUGGAUGGGAGUUCACAUCAACAGAGAAUAGGUGGACUACUGAUGCUACUGCUGUUAAAUGGUUAGAAAGGGUCUUUAUCCCCCAAACCAAGCCCUCUAGCCCUAACCAAGCUAGACUCCUUAUCCUAGAUGGCUAUAGGAGCUAUACGACGACAGAUUUUAUGUGGUUAUGCUAUACUAAUAACAUCUAUCUGUUAUUCUUGCCUCCACAUACCUCCUAUGUCCUCCAGCCACUUGACCAGUCAGUCUUCAGCCCUGUCAAGGCAGCAUAUAGGAAAGAGGUGGGAUAUCUUAGUCAGUGGAUCGACUCUACUGUUAUAGGCAAAAGGAACUUCAUUUCCUGCUAUCAAAAGGCUCGCCUAGCUGGGCUGACUGCAGGCAAUAUCAAGAGUGGCUGGAAAUACACUGGGUUAUAG